UCAGUAACCGUUACUCCCAAUACGAGAACAGGAUGAAGUUGCAACUAUUUUGCUUGCUUUUAUCUACAUUGAGUUCUGUGGAAGCACGAUUAGGUCUAAAAAGGCCGAACACAGCAUUUGAUCAAACACUUUAUGAAGAUGUAUUGGACCGUGAGUUAUGUGAUGAACAAGUGAAUUAUUUGAAAGAUGAUUUUUUUCUCAAUCUACGAUUCAUCGAUUCUGGUAUAAGAUUUCCUCGAUCCAUACUAAUGGGCAACCUAAUAGACCUCGGAAACUAUUAUCAAUGUCUUGGAAUUAACGAAGUUAGAGCAGAUCAUGACAUUCAAGGAAAGUACUGCAUGGUGCGAAUACCGCUGAACCAAGAUUUCGAUAUCGACAUCGAAAUUCCUGGCAUUUCAGAAUACAAUUUCAACGUACUCGUGAACAGGAGAAUCAAAGAGAGUCUGAAGGCACAAGAUAGCCAGAAAUUAAUAGACCUUUUGAGAGGCGACUUCGGAAGGACGGAUGCAGACGAUAUCCUCUCCCAGCUGUCACUCCGGCUGGCCGUGUGUAUCCCGAGGCCGUGCAGCGUGCAGCAAGCGAUGACGUCGGCGCUGUUCAACCUCUCCGCCGUGGGGUUCCAGUUCGAGGAGGACUUCUGUCGACUGCCUGGCGACAAGCCCUGGAGCCCAGCUGAUUACACUGCUAUCGUUUUGUUUUCUGUCAUCGGGCUGAUUACGAUACUAAGUACCUGCUACGACUUGAAUCACACUUUCGUCCUCAAACAAGAUCCAAAACAAGCUAAUAUACUUUACCGAUCUUUUUCUGUUUACACCAAUGCCAAGAGACUAACCACGUUCCCGUCCAAUGCGAGUACAUUGCAAUGUUUAGAUGGAAUAAGGUCCUUAGCGAUGCUGUGGGUUAUCCUCGGACACACGUUUACUAUGGAAAAUUUUAUUAUCAAUCAAUUGGACGUCACUCCGUGGAUUCAGUCGGCUAGGUCUCUGUGGAUUAUGGUAGCUCCAUACACUGUGGAUACGUUCUUGUUUAUUACCGGAAUACUCCUCGUAUACACCACAUGUGGAAAACUCACAGGAGCAAAGCUGAUAAAGAAUCUUCACCUCUACUACCUGAACCGGCUACUCCGUCUAUUCCCAAUUCUGGCCAUAAUUGUUCUUCUCCAAGCAUCUCUGCUGAACUUAGUGUUAGACGGGCCAUAUUGGACUAAUGUCGCUAAUCAGGUCCACAACUGCAGGGAGCACUGGUGGACUACUUUGUUGUUUAUUCAAAAUUAUGCGACGCCUUCAACAAUGUGUGUACCACACGCCUGGUAUGUGGCCAUGGACUUCCAGCUUCACUUCGUGUCUCCUGUGGUCCUAUUCUGGAUUCUCAACAAGAACAAAAGAGUCGCAUGGAUUGUUUUAACUGCCACAUUAACUGUUUUAUUCGCGACGACCACAUUUUAUAACGUUUAUAAAGAAUACCCCGGCAACAGUAUUGUACUUAGUCGUGAAGUAGAGGACUACAUGCCAAACUACUACAUUAACACGUUCACUCGAGCGGCUCCAUAUUUCGUCGGGAUGAUAUUGGGAUAUAUACUUAGCAUGUGGAACGGAAAAAUACUUAAAAUUCACCCUGGACUAGUGGUACUGUUCUGGACCAUCUCGUUCACCAUCUUCGGCCUGAUCUCGUACGCCGUGUACGAGGUGGUUCAGCCUACAUUCGACAACCUCGUGGUGGACGCCAUCAUGGCCACUUACAGCCGCUCGGCCUGGGCCGCGGUUUUGGGGUGGAUGAUUUUUGCCUGCGUCCAUGGUUAUGGAGGUCCGAUUAACUGGUUGCUGAGCCUAAAUAUGUGGAAGCUGCCUUCUCGACUUUCUUAUGCGAUGUAUUUGUUUCAUUAUCCUUUGCAGUUUGUGAUCAACUCCACAGAAAUUGCGCCAGUCUAUUUUACAGUUUCAGCCUUUACGUUCAAAUUUUUGGCAUAUGCGACAUUGACUUUCAUCGUGUCCUUCUUCGCCUGUCUAUUGGUCGACGCUCCCUGCUCCGUGCUGGUCAAAAUGAUGCUGGGUGGAGGGGUAAAGAAAGAAAAGCCUCCAGUAGCAGAUGUAACUGCCAGAGAAGAUUUGCCAUCCGAUGGACUACCUGCAAGAAAUCAUAAAACCCGAAAUAUUGACUAAUGAAUACAACUUCUGAUGAAACUUACAUUUCAUUUAUUUAAAUGAAA
Plodia interpunctella (Indianmeal moth) is the source of this 2206-nucleotide messenger RNA. RefSeq names its product O-acyltransferase like protein-like. Gene Ontology annotation, molecular function: acyltransferase activity, transferring groups other than amino-acyl groups. The coding region runs from base 33 to 2159 and encodes 708 amino acids. The record is from RefSeq and is a predicted model, not a curated record. Lineage: Eukaryota; Metazoa; Arthropoda; Insecta; Lepidoptera; Pyralidae. The transcript has 13 exons.